Messenger RNA from Ruditapes philippinarum (Manila clam), 1725 nucleotides. RefSeq names its product prolyl 3-hydroxylase 2-like. Gene Ontology annotation, biological process: collagen metabolic process. Gene Ontology annotation, molecular function: procollagen-proline 3-dioxygenase activity. NCBI's taxonomy places the organism in Eukaryota, Metazoa, Mollusca, Bivalvia, Venerida, Veneridae. The transcript is spliced from 3 exons. Gene Ontology annotation, cellular component: endoplasmic reticulum. The coding region runs from base 66 to 482 and encodes 138 amino acids. The record is from RefSeq and is a predicted model, not a curated record.
AUCUUGUAGGUGACACAGAUGACAGGGAGGCUGAUCUGAGUCACCCAGUGCAUUCUGACAACUGUAUGAUACAGCCAGAUGGUUCCUGCAUUUCUGAUGCCUUUGCAUAUGUACAGAGACACUACAGUGGAGUUCUAUAUCUGAAUGACAACUUUGAAGGGGGACAAUUCUUCUUUGCUCACAAAAACAAAUCUGAGCAGAUAUCAGUGAAACCUAUAUGUGGAAGACUUGUGGCCUUCAACGCUGGUGAUUAUCACGGUGUAAAAGCUGUAGUGAAGGGGCAGAGAUGUGCUAUAGCCAUGUGGUUUACUCACGAUCCAAAUUUUGUUGAAGUUUCUCGGUUACAUGCUCAUCGUUCAUUAGAAAUUUUGCCAAAGUUAAAAAAGAAAACGGACGAUCCAUUGACAGAAGAUGUGACAAAUGUUGAUAUUGAAAGUGAAAUUAUUGACGUUACAACUGAUUUAGAAAGUUCAAUUAGAUGAAAACCAUGAUGAAUUGUGAUUUGGAAGAGUUUAUUGGAUUGAAAAUUCUAUUAAUUAAUCGUAGGAAACAGUUCUUAGAAGCAAUCCAAAUUAUCAUGUAGUUCAUUUAUGGGGUAUGAUUGGGAUAGUUUAUUGGAUUGAAAAUUAUAUUGAAUUAUCGUCGAGGAUAGUUCUUUAGAUGGUAUCCAUGAUUCACUAUUAUUGGGAGGAGUGUAUUGAAUCAAAAGUAAAGCCCUUUCAGCCAAAUAUUGCUUCUGCAUAGCUAAAAAUAUUUUGUAAAAUAUGACAUAUGUUUAUAUGAAUUGUUUGUAUGAAUUAAUUAUAUAGAUAACUGUGAUAUAUCCAUUUAUCCAGCCAAAAUAAGUAUGCUUAAAGCAUUAUUAUUUUUACUAUGCAUUUUUAGCUUGACUCUUCGAAGAAUAGGGAGAUAUUUUUUGAAAGGCAGGCAUGCAUCAGCAUAACACUUUGGUUAAGAAUUUUUGCAUGGAUGUUGGAAUCUCCAAAACUAGUGAAAGGAAUGGUUUGAAACUUCAUAAACUUAUUUGAUAGCACAAUAACAGGUCAAUGUCCAAAGUCCAUAACAUUAACAUUGAUUUAGACUGAGUUAUUGCCCUUUUUGAAAUUUUACACUACCCAGGCUCUUGUUUUGCUAUCAGGCACUGAGAAUAGUCAAGCAUUCUGUCGUACUGACAGCUCUCGUUUUCUAUUGUCGUAAAAAUAAUAAUGUGCUUGCACAGUAUGUCAUACUAACCUUUUAGUUCAUUAUUUAGCUCUCCUGAGCUUCAUUUAUGUGUUUUCAUACUUUAAUUAUUAAACAGAUAAUUUUGCCACUUUGUUGUUAGCCUCUGAGAUAUUAUACUAUAUUUUAAUUUUGUUAUUUUUUCAUAAAAGAGAAAUGCUUAUGUCAAGGGCUGUAACUCUUUUUUGUAUUUUAUCAUAAUAAUAUACUUUUCUACUUUUGUACUGGAAAAUUUUUAUUGAAUUAAAAUGUUAUAACAUAUGAGUCAUAGCUAUGUUGCUACAUUUUGCCAAAAUAAUGUGACCUGUUAUAUUUUUAUCACAUUGUUUAACUAUACUUGUUUAGCUAUUGUACAUUGAUUAAGUGUAUACAUAUUGAACUAUUGUACAUUGAUAAACAAUAUAUGUUUAACUAUUAUACAUGUACAUGCUCAGGCUUGUUUUCCUUUUUUGACAUACAUUAUUUUCUCCCUCAUUUUUCUUUUGGAUGUUAUCUAACAUAAUA